AUGGAUUCCGGAAGCUCACAGCCACGUGAAGAAGGCGACGGCUUCUGCUCUAUUUCCGAUUCCGACCGCCAAUACAUCGAAACGCUAUUGCAAACCGAGCCCUCCGUUCAAUCCCAAGCCGACGCCGAUUCUGUCUUGACGGACGCCUGGUGGUUUGAAUCCGAGCGCAAAGACAUCAUCAAGUGGAUUCUUCGAAAACGGGUUGAAUUUGAGUACACAGCGCACACCGCGUAUCUAUCAGCUCUCUACUUCGACCGUUUUCUGUUAAGAAUUGAGAUUUCUGAUGUGGAGCAGAGGGUGAUGCUUCGGAUUCUGUCGAUAGCAUGCUUGUCGUUGGCUGCGAAAACAGAGGAGAUCGAGGCGAUGCCGUUAGGGGAGCACGUCGGAGAGAGGCACUACUUAUUUCACUUGAAUUUGAUCAAGAAAGUGGAACUGAAAGUGUUGGAGGAAUUGGAAUGGAGAAUGCACAUGGUCACUCCUUUUACCUUCUUCGACUAUUUUGCCGCCGUAUUUAGCGUUAAACGUAGUGAUCAUCGAGAUUUGAUCGGAAAAGCCAACGAUCUUGUUUUAUCGAUAAUGGAAGAUAUUGAUGUGGCGAGGCAUCGGGCGUCUGUGGUUGCGGCCGCGGCGGUUUUGGCAGCGCAUGAUGAGUGUCUAAGUAGAGAAGCAUUGGGGAGCAAGAUGGAUGAAGUUCCUUUUUGGGGUGAUGUUGAAAAAGAAAGUGCAGUGUCAUGCUACAGCAGGAUGCAAGGGAUUAUGGAGUUGGGGACACCAGAAUCGGUUGUUGUUUUACAUAAUGUUGCAAUUGCAGUUGAUGAUUCAGCAAGCACAAGCAGAGGGGUCAAAAGAAGACUUCACUUUGAUUUUUAG
Salvia splendens (bonfire salvia) is the source of this 870-nucleotide messenger RNA. RefSeq names its product cyclin-D5-1. NCBI's taxonomy places the organism in Eukaryota, Viridiplantae, Streptophyta, Magnoliopsida, Lamiales, Lamiaceae. The record is from RefSeq and is a predicted model, not a curated record. The transcript has 5 exons. The coding region runs from base 1 to 870 and encodes 289 amino acids.